This is a messenger RNA of Medioppia subpectinata, 371 nucleotides long. NCBI's taxonomy places the organism in Eukaryota, Metazoa, Arthropoda, Arachnida, Sarcoptiformes, Oppiidae. The record is from the annotation of a GenBank genome assembly.
UAGCAGUGAUGGCGCCCUUCCGUUGGGGCCGAUCUCUACUCGAGUCCUAUCCGUCGGUCUUCUCGUUCGGCAGAUUUACAAAGACUGGUCCGACACGCGAGCAGAUAAUGGCCGCAACCUUUAGAUUGCUUAUUGUAGGCAAAGGUUGGAGCGAGAAGUUGUCCGAACCCACCGACAAACCCACGGAGACGCCCAAUAAGACUGUUAUGGUUGAAGUGACCGGUUUUGAUCCGGGAUAUCGGGCCACCAGUACUUGUUUGGUUCAGUCGGGCAUUACUGGCGGUGUGUUUACUCCGGGCUUACUAUUCGAAGGCACCGGUAUUUUCGAUCGCCUAAAAGCACACAAUCUUUACAUUAAUUUGGUUGACAAA